GGUGCCCGUGUGCGAGGCUCCCGCGCUUCGGGCGCGUCGCGGGGGGACGUGCGGUCCCGCUGCCGCGCCCCGGCCCUUCCGCCGCCCUGCCCGCCGAGCCCUCGCCUGGGACCCGCCAGGCUUAAGUAGCCAAAGAUGAGUCGUGGAUUUUCAGAAAACAAUAACUUCCCAUAUGACAACAAUCAAACAGUAUUGGAUAUGAUCCUGUGUUCCCUAAUUGAUGUUCCUCAGCCUAUCAACUGGGACAGUGUGGCAAGGCUAGUUCCAGGAUACACAUCCAAAGAGUGUGCAAAAAGGUUUGAUGAACUAAAAAGCAGUGGAAGUUCACCUGUUGACAACCAGUAUAAUCCCCUGAUGGCUGCUGGUGGGAGUCCUGUGGAAACUUUAGCUACGUACAUCAAAUCCUCCUUGCUCGAUACACAGACAGAGUUUCAGGAGCCUGCUGUUGGGCAGGAUUCCAUUACUAUAACUGGAAGGCCCAGCACAACCUCCACCAGGAAUUGUUCUUCAGAACCUCAGAAAGAUCCUGUGCAUAAAGGUGGAGAAAGCACUGUUGAAAGCCAGGGGCCAAAUAUGGUGAUCCAUGUGUGCGAUGAAGCAAAAAACCUCAAAGAAGAUUUUAUGUGUCCUCGAGACCUUUUGAUUUCAGAAAUGAAAUACUUCGCUGAAUAUCUGUCAGUGGAUGCCCAGCGCUGGGAAGAGGUGGACAUUUCGGUGCACUGUGACGUUCACAUCUUUGACUGGUUAAUAAGAUACGUUAAAAGAAACAGUAAAGAUUCUGAAGCUAAUGAAAUGCCCACUUUAGAACCAUCAAACGUCAUAUCAAUUCUUAUUUCUUCUGAGUUUUUGAAGAUGGAUUCAUUAGUAGAAAAAUGUAUUCAUUAUUGUCACAAAAAUAUGAAUGCUAUUGUAGCCACACCGUGUAACAUGAAUUGUAUCAAUGCUAAUCUUGUUACACACAUUGCUGAUCUCUUCACGCACAAUGAAGUGGAAGAGCUGAAGGACAAAAGAGACAAAUUCAAGAGUAAACUUUUCUGCAAGAAGAUUGAGAGACUGUUUGAUCCAGAGUACCAAAAUCCAGAUUCUCGAGGAAAUGCAGCAACAUUAUACAGGUGUUGUUUAUGUAAAAAGCUGCUAACUAAAGAAACUGAAAGAAGAAUACCUUGUGUACCUGGAAAAAUCAACAUAGAUCAACAUGGGAAUAUUGUCUAUGUUCAUAUAAGAGACAAAACCUGGGAAGUCCAUGAGUACUUAAUUGGCCUUCAUGAGGAAUUGAAAUCUUGGCGGGAUGUUUAUUGGCGCCUUUGGGGGACUGUCAAUUGGUUGACCUGCUCAAAAUGUAACCAGUCUUUCCUGUGUACGGAAUAUUCCCAUUGCCAGUACCAUUCGCAGCCAGUUCUUUAUCCAGGUGUAGCAAGUGCUCUAGGCUCAACAGGGACAGGAGUAUAUCCCUGUUGUAACCAAAAAGUGCUUCGAUUUGAUCCUACAACCCUCCCAAAGGGCUGCAAAGUGAGGGAUCACACGGUCGAUGUACCUUCAGGAAAUGAAGAUGGGGAUGCUUUGCCAUCUCAAACUACUAAAAUACUGAAUGAUCUUCUUCAUCAUAGAGAUGUUAUAGUUGUUCCCUUCACUAAGGAUGAGAAUAGUGAUUCUGGUAUUGGGCUCUGUGAUGAAGAAGGCAUUGAAUGUGAUGUGCUUGUAGAAUCAAAUACGCCAUGGGGUCCCAAAGCUGGAGAAAUCAAUGCUUUUCUUUCUCUGAAGAACUGGACUUUACAGCUGAAACAGCAGUCAUUGUUAUCCGAAGAAGAGGAGUAUACCACUGGCUCAGAGAUCACUGAGGAUGAAGUAGGGGAUGAAGAAGAAGUAUGCAAGAAACCAGCAGGGAGAAAGGAGAAAUCUAAGAAAUCCUACAAGCACCCAAAGAAAGUAGUUUCUUCACCUGGUGUUCAGAAAAAGGAGAAGCCAUCUGACAAGUCGAGUUCCCGAGAUGCAUCUCCAUUCAUUGUGAGUAUGCAGCAGAACAAAUGGGAUGCCUCCAGAUCACUAAGAUUCAACCAAGAUGCUCAAAGAGAAGAUGAUCAGAGAAGAAUGUCAGAGAUUACAGGGCACUUAAUAAAAAUGAGACUGGGAGACCUUGAUCGGGUCAAGUCAAAAGACAGCAAAGAAUAUGCAGGAGGCAUUUAUUCUAGACUUGAAGCUCAGAUAAGAGCCUCAGCACAGGUCAGUGCACGACAAAACAGCGCUGAGAAGAAUGCCAGGUCAAAAUCCCGUUUUGGUCAAGGCCGUCCAACAUAAGGACUCAUGAAAAACACUUCAGCCAGAAUUCAUUACUGCUUCCUGAAACUGUACUGCACUCUGACAUAUGGAGAUUGCACAUCUCUGAAAGCUUUCCAGUGACUUAUUUAUUACUUUAAGCCUUGUAAAUGAUUUUGUGCGAUAAAUGAAUGCAGAUCCAAUAAUGUCUGUACUUAUUUUAAUUGUAAAUAUACUAUUUCUGAAAUUUAAAUUUAAUUGCUUUUUUAGGCUACUGUGUUAAGUUGCAUAGAAAAUAUUUUAUAAAUCUGUGAAGUUAAAUUAUUAGAUUAACUUUAUGGGGGAAGAUAAAUAUGCCUUUUAAUAUGCUAGAAAUACUGGAAAGGAAAAAGCAAGAUUACUGAAUUCUGAGUGCAGUCAGCAGCAUUAACACAUGUUGCCUAAGAGUAUUGUGUAUGAUUUAAUGGUACCUUUUAGGUCAGUUCUCUGGGGAUUUGCAUUUAAAGUCCAUAAAAAGACCUGUGACUUAGACUAGUUUAAGCAAAAUUUUAAUGCUGCUUUGAGGCUUCCUUCUGCAUAUCACACAACUCCCCUUGGUUUGAAGGUGGAUAGCAGGUAGAGACUAGACCUCCAAAGAUUACAAUCAAUGCCAUGAUGAUGCAGUAUUGUGUCUCGCAUGUGAAAUGCUUGCCUUACUUGUAUGUGAAAUGAAUAAGCAUUCCCAUUCCAUAUCUGACUCAAUGUUUUGUUCCCUUUUAGUAUCCAGACUCUAGGAAGCAAAUUCGUUCUCUUAAUGAUGCUAUGCCACGAAAUUUCUGUGCAGAUCUGCUAUUAAAUAUAUAUCUUUCAACUGAGAUGAAACAUUAUGAAGAUUUGUGCAUGUAGAUCUUUUGGGUCUACUUACUCUCUGAAACCUGCCUGAAUAAUACUGUUUAGAAGUCAGAUGCACUUUCAAGUUCUGUAUUUGGAGCAAUAGAAUACAGGUUUGUCUACAUGUAAAAUCCAGGGCUAUGAAAAUGAAGUAACUUGCCUGGAAAGUAAGUUGCAUAUUAGCAAAGAAAAUGGCAAUAAUAGUGGCUGAAUCAAAGUAAACACAUUCUGACUUUUUUGAAACAGGUAGAAAGAGCGCUCAGGGAAAGCUUAUUCCAGGCCACAGCUGUAUAAUAAAUUGUGAGUUUGGAAUCAAGUC
Messenger RNA from Cuculus canorus (common cuckoo), 3442 nucleotides. RefSeq names its product SANT and BTB domain regulator of CSR (gene SANBR). Bases 136 to 2295 code for a protein of 719 amino acids. The transcript has 21 exons. Lineage: Eukaryota; Metazoa; Chordata; Aves; Cuculiformes; Cuculidae. The record is from RefSeq and is a predicted model, not a curated record.